Molecule: messenger RNA, 844 nt
Organism: Drosophila innubila
Lineage: Eukaryota; Metazoa; Arthropoda; Insecta; Diptera; Drosophilidae
Product: cuticle protein 16.5
Exons: 1
Coding region: 1-768 (255 amino acids)
Source: RefSeq, a predicted model, not a curated record
AUGGCAUUCCGUUACCUCAUCUCUCUGUGCGCUUUGGUGGCCUAUGCCAAUGCUGGUCUCCUCGCCAGCCAUGUGGCUGUGGCGAAUCCUGCCGUGGAUGCCGUGGCCUCCACUCAUCAGAAUGUGGUACGCUCCUUUGACGGCACCGUCUCCAGCUACUCGAAGGCUGUGGAUACGCCGUACUCCAGCGUACGCAAGUCGGACACUCGCAUCCAGAACAAUGUGUACACUCCGGCUAUUGCUAAGGCUACUUAUGCCGCUCCAUUGUACACUCAGGCCACGCCCAUUGUCCAGAAGGCUGUAUAUGCUGCUCCAGCUCCAGUUCUGACCAAGACCGUGUCGUAUGCUGCUCCAGCUGUGACCUACGCUGCACAUGCUCCAGUUGUGGCCAAGACUGUCUACUCUGCUCCUGCUCCAGUUCUGGCCAAGACCGUGUCGUAUGCUGCUCCAGCUGUGACCUACGCUGCACAUGCUCCAGUUGUUGCCAAGACCGUCUACUCUGCUCCCGCUCCCGUGCUGACCAAGACCUAUGCCGCUCCAGCUGUUGCCUAUGCUGCUCCUGCUCCCGUUCUGGCCAAGACCGUGUCGUAUGCUGCUCCUCUGGCCACCACCAAUGUGAACCAUGGUCCAGCUGCCACCACCUACACCCACAAUGCACCUGCCCUCGGCGUCUCCAGCUAUGGCAGCUCCCAGACCGUUCACUACUCCCCCGCUGCGAGUGUUUCGCACAUGAGCUUCGAUGGCUUUGGCACCCACUGGGGUUUCUAAGGAGAUCGACUUGAGAUUGUUACAGCUUCUUGUUAAUGUUGUUGGUUCAUAAUAAAAUUCACAUUUGUUGCAAGCA